Exophiala mesophila is the source of this 1707-nucleotide messenger RNA. RefSeq lists its product as uncharacterized. NCBI's taxonomy places the organism in Eukaryota, Fungi, Ascomycota, Eurotiomycetes, Chaetothyriales, Herpotrichiellaceae. The record is from RefSeq and is a predicted model, not a curated record. The transcript has 2 exons. The coding region runs from base 724 to 1557 and encodes 277 amino acids.
UGAUUCAUCUUGAUUCAUCUUGAUAUCACUCCCUCUCGUCCCUGUGAACUCACCCCACGUGACAUAUAUCCACCAAAAUCGCAGGAUCCCCAACUCAAGAAAAUCACGUGAGUGGCGUUGUCUAGCGCCUUCGAAGCGCCAGGGAUAAAUCCAGUUUCAACGUCGGUGUCUGCCAGAUUCAGUCAAACCCAACCAGUUCCCAUCCACGCCAUCCAUGCCAUCACAGCUCACUAAGCGAAGUGCUGCUACGCCAAAAGGCCAUGGCGAUCCAUUGGGCUUUGCGAUCCAAAUGCCAACCUGCAUUGCAGCUUGCUUGUCUUCAUGCCACAUGGUCCCUCACAUUGGUCGCUCUUCUGCCACAUCCUGCGUCAUUCUGCUUGCGCCCUCUCACCCUUGGGCUGCGUCGCAACCUCAUGUCGAUCUGGCCACGUCUUGACCUUUGUCUAUCUUGGGCGAACAGUUGGUCGAUGAGCAUUCUCGCGGUGUCGUGCUUUUAUUUUUAAAUGGACCAUGUUUGCCAACUUGCGCUACGCUUGUUGGAUCCAGUCCCUGAUUUAUAUUCCAUCUCCAGGUUGGUCUCGGUCCUAUUUGGAACUUGCUUUUUCUCCUGUAAGCCAACGUGAUACCCAACCUGGCUUGUCAUUUUCCCGCGCGCUGCAAUAUCAGCCAUUUAUAACCCCGCUAUACCAACCGUGAAUCGAGAACUUGGUCAUCCAACCCAACAUGUUUGGCAAAAGCAGUGAUAAUGGGGACCUCGAACGACCAACAUCAUCAGCAGCACAUUCCAAUAAUGAAACCAAUCACUCUCGUCGGCACAAACCGCUACCCGAGCCAGCGGCGACUGCAUCAUCGAGCCAUAGCAAAGCCCCACCAUCCGUCAAGCGCAAAGAUACCUUCAAAAGCCUUGGGCGUUCAGACACCUUAUCGUCCAAGCCUCCUUUAGUGCGCGUGCCAUCUGUGCAAACACGAUAUAUGGAAAUGCUGUUGCAUCUCGACUCGAUCCCUCGUAUCCAUAAUAUCGCCGCCAGUCUAUUCACUUGGAUUAUUCUUGCCGGCUUUCUUGUUGUUCCUGGCACGUUCAACACCUUCAAGGAUUCGGAUGAGUUCCAAAGCGCUUCCGAGAAGAGCGCAAUCAUCAAUUCCAUCUCCAACGUCCCUUUACUGUACGUCUCGGCCUCCUUCUGUGGAUCCGGGGUUCUUGGCUGCCUUUGGUUGUGGUACCGAUGGCGACACAACUAUGUCUGGUUGAUCAAUCGUGUUUUCCUCCCUGUCACACUUAACUCAGUUGCGGGUCUCAUCACCACAGUGGUCAAUGUCUACACCGCCCAGAAGCACGUCUGGAGCAUCACUGCCAAAAUCACUGCUAUUGUGAUUGGCUCUUGUGUUGGUAUCGGGGGUUUCUUGUUCCUGACCUACAACUUCUGGGCCCUGCGAAAUGUGCGAAAGUCGCACGAUUCGGCCUUGGGUCUUGACCAGGAGCAUGAAGACGAGACGUUGGUGGAGAAAGUGAAAAGGAAAGCCCAUGAACCACCUCUCCAGUCUGGAAGUGUGGUGUAAGGUAGUAUUCACUUCUCGAAAUGUAACAGAUGAUAGAGAUGGGACGAUAUUUGGAAAGCCCGAAUCGGCGCGAUGACUCUGUAAUGAUAUGAAGAACAUAGUGGUGAGUGUAUGAUUACACCAGUUGGAUAGUGGUCUGCGGAUGAAGUC